Messenger RNA from Penicillium waksmanii, 1395 nucleotides. Its product is annotated as argininosuccinate lyase ARG4. The transcript is spliced from 3 exons. Gene Ontology annotation, molecular function: argininosuccinate lyase activity. Gene Ontology annotation, cellular component: cytosol. The coding region runs from base 1 to 1395 and encodes 464 amino acids. Lineage: Eukaryota; Fungi; Ascomycota; Eurotiomycetes; Eurotiales; Aspergillaceae. The record is from RefSeq and is a predicted model, not a curated record.
AUGAGCAAUCCCAAAGGAGUCGCAGAGAACAUGCUGUGGGGAGGUCGUUUCACCGAGGGCAUCGACCCCCUCAUGAUGCAGUACAACAUGUCCUUGCCCUUUGACCGCAUCAUGUGGAAGCAAGACAUUGCCGGCUCAAUUGCCUUCGCCCGCGCCAACAUGAACAACGGCAUCCUGACCGCGCAAGAGUUCGCCGAGAUCGAGCGCGGUUUCGCGCAGAUUGCCCAGGAAUGGAGCACCGACACCUUCGAAGCCAAGGAGAACGACGAGGACAUUCACACCGCCAACGAGCGCCGACUCAGCGAGAUCAUUGGCAAGGAGAUCGGCGGCAAGCUGCACACCGGCCGCUCGCGCAAUGAGCAGGUCGCUACUGACAUGCGUCUCUGGCUGCGCGAUGAGCUGCGCAUUCUAGACUCCCACCUCUGCGACCUGAUCAAGGUCUCUGUCGCCCGCUCCGAGAAGGAGAUUGACAUCCUCAUGCCCGGCUACACUCACCUCCAGAAGGCCCAGCCCGUCCGUUGGUCCCACUGGAUGCUGUCGCACGCCACUGCCUUCGCUAGUGAGCUGCAGCGUCUGCGUGAGGUUAUUGCUCGCGUUAACCGUAGCCCUCUCGGCUGUGGUGCUCUCGCUGGUAACCCGUUCCAGAUUGACCGUCACGCUAUGGCUAAGGAGCUCGGCUUCGAUGAUCUGCUGUACAACUCCAUGAACACCGUCGGUGACCGUGACUUCGCUAUGGAGACUAUGCAGUGGGGUAGCUCUUUCAUGCUGAAGAUCUCCCGCUGGGCUGAGGAUUUGAUUAUCUACAGCAGUCUGGAAUUCGGUUUCGUCCGCCUGUCUGAUGCAUACUCGACUGGCUCCUCGCUGAUGCCCCAGAAGAAGAACGCCGACUCCCUGGAGUUGCUCCGCGGCAAGUCCGGCCGUGCGUUCGGCCAAAUGGCCGGUCUGAUGAUGACCAUCAAGGGCCUGCCCACUACCUACAACAAGGAUCUGCAAGAGAGCAUCGAGCCCCUGCUCGACCAUAUCAAGACCGUCAGCGACAGCAUCCAAAUCGCCACCGGCGUCCUGUCCACCCUCACCACCAUCCCGGAGAAGAUGACCGCCGCCCUGGCCCCUGAGAUGCUGGCCACCGAGAUCGCGGACUACCUUGUCCGCAAGGGCGUCCCCUUCCGUGAGGGCCACCACAUCUCCGGCCGUGUCGUUGCGCUCGCCGAGAACACUGGUAUCCCCAUGGACAAGCUCUCACUGGAGCAGCUCAAGGCUGUUGAUGCUCGCUUUGGCGACGAUGUCACGACUUGCAUGGACUAUGAGCGUGCCGUUGAGCUUAAGGAUGCUAUUGGUGGUACUAGCAAGCGUGCUGUUCUGGAGCAGACUGAUGUUCUGCGCAAGUUGCUUUGA